AUGUCUAAACUUCCAGGAUUGUCGGGUGUAAUAGCACCCACUGAGCAGAUUCACGAGAAAGGCGCGUUGUCCGAUGAGAUCCGUCAAGUGACCGAAACGGGCACCCACACCGGCAUUCACCAACGUGUAUGGGGUUUGGAAGCACGUCUCGAUCAGACCGUGACCUUCGAAGAAUACACCUAUUGGGCCAAAAUUGAGCGUGAAUUGGAAGAUGAAGAACACCGUCGGGGUACAGUUAUCACAUCUAGCGGUGGCGUUUUUGGAUACAUCAAGGGUUUAUUCCUCAACAAUCCUUUGGAUGAUGCCAGAGUCCACAACUCGCGCGAGUUGCAGAGCAAUGAAGAAUCCACUCAGUGGUCCGAAAAGAAGACGGAUAUACCUAUCAAUAAAAACGAGAGAUCCGUCAGCCCUAUCACCCCUUCUAAUGUUCACGACCUGGAUGCGGAAUGGCGACAGGCAUCUAGAGCCCUGCGCAACGCUAGCUGGGGAGCUAUCUUCUACCUGAUCACCACCGAUAUUCUAGGCUGGUCCCAGACCCCAUAUGUCUUUGCAAAUACAGGAUAUGGACUUGGGGUCGGUAUUUUUGUCCUGAUGGGUCUUGCCGCCUUUGCAUCUGGAAUAAUGAUCUGGCGGACUUUUCUCGGUCUCGACUCAUCCCGAUUUCCAGUUAUGAGUUUUGGUGAUCCGUUCUUUCGUCUAUACGGCCCCAAAAUGCGUCAUUUUAUCAACUUCAUGCAAUCUCUCCAGAUGUUUCUGAGUGUUGCUGUCGUUCUUCUGGGUAACACGGGUAUUAUUGCCCAGCUUUCUGGAAGCGUCAAUCUGUGUUAUGUUGUUUGCGGUAUCAUCUCCCUUGUCGUCGGCAUGGCGAGUGGCUACAUGCGAUCCCUCAAACAUCUGGGCUUUUUUUGCAAUUUUGCCGUGUGGAUUAACAUUGUCACAUUUGUGAUUAUUUGCGUUGCCGCAGCUAAAUAUGGCCCCGAUUCUACCGCUGCUGUCCAGAAUGGCAUUUUCCCCAAAUCGUGGGCCAAUCCAGAUACUAGACCACCACCCAUGACUUUUGUCGGCACCCCACCAGCGAUGUAUCAGCCUACCGACUCCAACCUAUUUGCUGCCCAAUUCAACGGUAUCAAUAGCAUGGCUUACCUGUACCUAGACGCGUACUCCGGGGCUGUUAUGUUCGUCGCUUUCUUGUCCGAGAUGCGACGUCCCAUGGACUUUUGGAAGGGUUUGCUUGUUGCACAGACGUUUAUCACCGUUGUCUAUGUCUUCUUUGGUGCUUUCGUCUACAACUAUUACGGCCAGUACAGCUACAGUAACGUCAAUCAGUCUGUCAAUCCCGAGAGACUCCAGGUUGUCGGAAACGUCCUUUCCCUUCUGACGGGUUGGCUUGCCAUUUUCUUGUACUUCAAUGUUGGUAUGAAGACUGUUUACCUCGAGAUCGGACAAGAACUCUGCGGUCUCCCACCUAUUGCAUCAAAAAAGGGCAAGUUCUUUUGGUGGGGUCUCGGUCCAGUCUACUGGAUUAUAGCCUUCAUAGUCUCCAUGUCUGUCCCCCAAUUCAGUGCCUUCACCAACUUUGUCGGAGGAUUGUUCAGUCUGAACUUCACAUACUCCUUUUCUGGGAUCAUGUUUCUGGCGUACAAGAUUCAAGAUGGCGCCAGACUUCCCCAGGAAGGGUUUGACCCUGUUACUGGCGAGACCACUCGCUUCGAUGGUGGAAUUAGAAGAUGGACUCGUGGAUUUAUCAAGACCUGGUAUCUCAGCGUGCCGGUCCUGAUCUAUACUCUUUGUGGUCUUGCAACAUCUGGGAUGGGUACUUGGGCUGCCAUUUCAGCCCUGGAAGCAGCAUUUGGCCCCGGUGGCUCGGUCGUCACAUCCUGGACCUGCGUCAACCCCUAUGCAUAA
Penicillium soppii is the source of this 1905-nucleotide messenger RNA. RefSeq lists its product as uncharacterized. The transcript has 5 exons. Gene Ontology annotation, biological process: amino acid transmembrane transport. Gene Ontology annotation, molecular function: amino acid transmembrane transporter activity. Gene Ontology annotation, cellular component: vacuolar membrane. The record is from RefSeq and is a predicted model, not a curated record. Bases 1 to 1905 code for a protein of 634 amino acids. Lineage: Eukaryota; Fungi; Ascomycota; Eurotiomycetes; Eurotiales; Aspergillaceae.